Macrosteles quadrilineatus (aster leafhopper) is the source of this 1863-nucleotide messenger RNA. RefSeq lists its product as uncharacterized. Lineage: Eukaryota; Metazoa; Arthropoda; Insecta; Hemiptera; Cicadellidae. Bases 49 to 1290 code for a protein of 413 amino acids. The record is from RefSeq and is a predicted model, not a curated record. The transcript is spliced from 4 exons.
CGUCAUCGACCAUCGACCACCUAGGACCCUGGACCCUGGACACUGGACAUGAUCAAGAUCAACGUGGCACUGCUGUUUCUGGCGGUUGUUGCUGCAAAACAGAGCAAUCUCAACCCUUCCUCCUCUAAUGCUGUCAGGAAUGACCAAGAGGUUUCUAACGACCAAGUGACGUCCAUCCUCGUGCAUCCGGGACCCAAUGGACCUCGUCACGUGAUCCUCUCUAACGAACACCAGGUGAUUUCUUCUGUAGAUGGGAUCUCAGGUCGAGCGGUAAACGCAGAUUACAACUACCCUCAGACCAUCGCUCCGUCUCUGUCUCAGUACACCUACGGUCCACCCAGACCUGUGGGAUUCCAUCGCAGCAGACCUGCACAGCAGCCUCAACAGCUGUACCACCACAGCUUCCGCCAACCCGGCAAAACCUCUCAUGCCAAGGAGCCACAAGAAGAAGCUGUAUACAAAUACACCACGUAUAUAAAACACGAUAAGGCCAAAGGCGCUGAAAAAGAUUACGAAAAGAGCUACUACACUUCACAAUCAGCGAAACCUGACUAUUCAGUGACAGCUGAGAAAGAAUCUCAUGAAACACAGCAUGAAGGGCUCUCAAAGUACAGGAACCGAGAUGAAAAAGAGGAAAUACAGUUUAGGGAAAGUAUUGGAGAUUUGUAUAACCCUAACGGUUUUGAAAAGAGUAGUGAUUAUUCAAACAAAGUAAGCCCACAAUCUUAUUCAAAGUAUCUUGUAAAAAAUCACUAUAUCCCCAAUAAUCAUUUUGCCCCCGUGAAGAGCUAUCAAAGUCCUUAUUCCAACGCGGACACCAACUCCUACACUGCACCUAGUGGUUUUGACGAUUCCAAUGGUGGUAAAGUUGUCCCUAUAUUGGCGAGGUUUUAUAAACAACCACUCCCCAUCAUUCAAACUCAGCUUCCAGCAGAUAACGUUGGACUUUUCGUGCAUUACUUCCCAUCGCAGAGGUCUGAGUACGAAAGAGAAGAAUUGUCGAACAACUUUUUCGACUAUUCCCAUGGUAAAUUGUCCCUGAAACGUGAUUCGUCCAAUUCUGAGUGGACACCCAUCAACGCUCCAGACGGGGCGGUUCCCGCCAAAUCUUACGACAUUCCCGCGCCAGACCUCAGCCGCGAGAAGCCUGUGCAGCAGAAGAUUUACAGAAGAGGCUCAGACGAUGCUAGUGUUGUCGUGGGAAAAAGUAAACAGGAGAUUUUUUCGAGUCACAAAAUACAAGGCAACUCUGAGGGAGUUGUGUCUGCUGUUGUCAGAGUUAAGCAAUAAUUGAAAGGAAAGGAAUUGAUUGAAGGAGGAUUGUUGAAUUGAGGAAGGAAGGAUAUAUGUUACCUAAAAGUUAUACUAUAUUACCUUUACUAUCCUUACAUAAUGUAUCACACCCACCCCAAUGGUAAAUUGAUUGGAUAAUAUUUUAAUGAAAAGGUAAUCAAUCAUAAUUUAUUUAUUUCAUCCUCGUUCACACUAUAUUUCAUAUACUCUGCUUAUUUAUUUAUUUAUAUUACUUUAGCUGUAAGAAAUAUGAAACUUUAUCAUUGAGUUCCUUCUUACUAAAAUAAGGCUUUUGUACUUCAUUUACAGUUUUGAUAACAGUAAAUAAAUUAAAAUUAAAGCUAAAUUAAAAUUUAAGUUAGGCUAAAUUGAGUAAUUAGCAGGUUUUUCAUUGUUAAUAUUUUCUCAAAUUCCAUGUAUUGGCUUUACUGACUAUAAUUUCCUUUCAGAAAUUGCUGUAAUACAUUCUACUGAUAAGGUAUUUUUGUGGCGAAUAUUAAUUUAGUGAUUUUAAAUUGUGAUCUUAUACGUAUCAAAAAUGUUGGUAGUACACUACAAUAAAACUUUAGU